CUUCCAUUCACAAACCAUACAAUGUCUGCGGACGAUCAGUUGGAUUCGCUGCUCGAUGAGGCGCUCGAGGGCUUUGACGAAGCUGCUGCUGCUGCCCCGACGUCAUCUGGCAAGAGCACGCAACCCGAGUCCAAUGCUGCUGCUGCUGCUGCUGCUGCUAAACCCGCUGCGGCGGAACGAGCCGACGCACAGCAGCCGGCGGGCGAUUCAGACGAGGACUUUGAGAACUCGGCGCUGGCGGCACAGUUCCAGCAGCAGCUGCUUGCCAUGAUGCAGGAGAUGGCUGGCACGUCGGAGCUUGAUCCCGAGCACGCAGCGCGCUUGUCGGAAGGCCUCGCGAGCAUGGCCGCAGCAGACGCCAAGCUGCCUCGAGCUGGAGCUUCUUCUGCUUCCUCAGCGUCUGGCGCAUCAAAGCCGAGCACCAAUCCAUUUGAACAGGCAAUCCACGAGAUGCAGCAAAACAGCCAACAACUGAAUAACGACGAGACGAUGGGCAUGGGCGAAGAUGCAAUCGAUGCGCUGGCCGAGCAGCUCUUGGCUGGCAUGGGCGGCCUUGGCGGCGGCGACGACGACGAUGACGAUGCAGGCGGCAUGCAGGCAAUGAUGGAAAAGAUGAUGGAGACGGUGCUCAACAAGGAUGUUCUGUACCAACCGAUGAAGUCGUUGAGCGAGCGAUAUCCAGAGUAUCUGCGCGAGAACGCCACCAAGAUUUCGGCUGAAGACAAGACUCGGUACGAGCUACAACUUGUGUGCAUGCAUAAAAUCGUCGCCACGUUCGAGCGGACAUCCGAGUCGUCUUCGUACAAGGAGAUUCUCGAAUUGGUUCAAGAGAUGCAAGAGCAUGGAUCUCCACCGCCAGAAAUCUUUGCCGAAUUGUUCCCCGAUAUGCCAGCCAGCGGUGGCCCACUAGGAGCCUUGGGAAUGGGCGGUCCAGGUGGAGCAGACCAAGCGGCCUGCACCAUCAUGUAAUCAUGUAGCCGUGCUGGUCGUUUUUGUUGUUCGAAUCACUUGAACAUGUUCGAUUGAUAGUACACCAAUUCUUGAAUGC
Capsaspora owczarzaki ATCC 30864 is the source of this 1048-nucleotide messenger RNA. RefSeq lists its product as hypothetical. Gene Ontology annotation, biological process: protein import into peroxisome membrane. The coding region runs from base 22 to 969 and encodes 315 amino acids. The record is from RefSeq and is a predicted model, not a curated record. The transcript is spliced from 6 exons. Gene Ontology annotation, cellular component: peroxisome; peroxisomal membrane. Lineage: Eukaryota; Filasterea; Ministeriida; Capsasporidae.